CUGAGAUAUACAGUUACGAAUAUAUAGUUUACGUGUACAUACAGCAUGUCCUACAGCAGUGACAAUUCGUGUUUUGUACCACAAUAUGACACAGCAGUGAGCUCGGUAACAUACAGCUCACACGUGAAAGUGAUGUUUAGUCUCCUGAAAGCACAGCGUUGACCUCCAAGACACAAAACCCAGAAGAACAUUCGCACCCGUGCUCAGCGGAUCCCGCAGCGCUCUAAGUGCGGUGUGGGACCGCGCCCUAAGGAGAGACAAUAUUGACACAGGAGGAGCGUCCACGGCCAAAGGAGAGACGGCUGGGGAGAUCAGCAGGAGCCAGGAAACGCCACGGGAUACAAAGCAAGCAGGCUGAGAGCCGGUGGACGCCGGACACACACACGGCUCAGAAUCAGAGGACAGGGGACACGCACUAAAGACAUAUGGUAGGCAGUCAGCAAGGCGAGCAUCACACAGCGUGGGACGCGCACAGAGCCGAAGGACAGGGGACAGCGACGCAGAGCCAUGGCUUCCGUUGGGCAGGUGAUCUUCUGGAGCAUCAUCAUCCUCAUUUUCAUCGUGGCAGCGCUGAUCAUCAUCCUCCUGUGCGUCGCAUUUGCGCGCAGGUCUCCACUGUGCAGACCGGAGAGCCGUUCCCUGUGGGGAACCUCGGCAACGACGUGCUGCUCGACUGCGAAUUCGACCCGUCUCCCGCCAACGGGAAGAAGGCAGCCGACGCCUCCGUGACCUGGACGAAGGACGGCCUCCCCGGGGUCGUGUACCUCUACGAGAACCGCGCCCCCCAGCUGCAGGACCAGAAUCCGCUGUUCAAAGACAUGGCCCAGGUGUUCCCGGAUGCCGUCGCCAACGGCAACGCCUCCCUGCUGCUGCGAAGCGUCAUAACGGAGGAUGCCGGCACAUACCGCUGUAGCGUGGUCGCCCCCAGCAGCCAGGGCACCGUGACCGUUAACCUCCGAGUUGCUGCGUUUUCUGCCCCGAGUUUCUCCGAGACGAACGGCACCCUGACCGCGGUGGCGCAAAAGUGGUUCCCCGAGCCCAACGUGACCUGGUCAAACCGUAAUGGCAGCACCCUGAACGCGACCACGAGCCUCUCCAACAAUUCGAUGGGGAUAUUCCGCGUGGUGACGACCUUGAGCGACCCGCUGCAGCUGGACAGUAUCUACAUCUGUACCAUCCAGAACAGCCUGGUGCGCUCUGUGACCCAGGCAACUGUCGAAGGCACAGACAUUUUUACAAAUACUUUGUUCAGCUUCAGCAGCGCCUCGUCUGCGAUGAUUCCUGGGCAAGCGCUCGUUCUCGUCCCACUGCUGCUGGGCUGGCUGCUCUGCUGAACACAGUGACACACACAGUAACACACACUCCAACCAGAGCUGGACACACUAACACACACCACGUCCAGAGCUGUAACAAACUUCUUCUCUAGAGGAUGUAUUCUGCCACUGUGUGUGUGUUCUGCAUGGCAUGACAGUCCUCCAUCGGAGUGUGUCAGUGAUGAAGAGUCAACCUUGUGCUUUCCGAAAUGACAGCAUUCAACGUGUCCAGAUCUGUCAGGCGCUCUGCCAUCCU
Messenger RNA from Scleropages formosus (Asian bonytongue), 1569 nucleotides. Its product is annotated as V-set domain-containing T-cell activation inhibitor 1-like. Gene Ontology annotation, molecular function: signaling receptor binding. The record is from RefSeq and is a predicted model, not a curated record. Gene Ontology annotation, biological process: T cell receptor signaling pathway; regulation of cytokine production. Bases 426 to 1334 code for a protein of 302 amino acids. Gene Ontology annotation, cellular component: external side of plasma membrane. Lineage: Eukaryota; Metazoa; Chordata; Actinopteri; Osteoglossiformes; Osteoglossidae. The transcript has 5 exons.